This is a messenger RNA of Acanthopagrus latus (yellowfin seabream), 676 nucleotides long. RefSeq names its product SPT4 homolog, DSIF elongation factor subunit (gene supt4h1). Gene Ontology annotation, molecular function: zinc ion binding; RNA polymerase II complex binding. The transcript is spliced from 5 exons. The record is from RefSeq and is a predicted model, not a curated record. NCBI's taxonomy places the organism in Eukaryota, Metazoa, Chordata, Actinopteri, Spariformes, Sparidae. The coding region runs from base 136 to 489 and encodes 117 amino acids. Gene Ontology annotation, cellular component: DSIF complex; nucleus. Gene Ontology annotation, biological process: mRNA processing; positive regulation of DNA-templated transcription, elongation; regulation of transcription elongation by RNA polymerase II.
GACGCCUCAGUGCGUGUCAUUUACCGGGUCCUCACAGACAGUGACGUAGUUCUCCAGCGACUGGAACACAUUCAAAACAUUAAUCCGGUUUAAAUUUCAGUAUUAUUGAAGUAUUUUCUCCCGGAGCUUAACAUAAUGGCAUUGGAAACAGUCCCCAAAGACCUCCGCCAUCUGCGAGCUUGUCUCCUGUGUUCUUUAGUGAAGACCAUUGACCAGUUUGAAUACGACGGCUGUGACAACUGCGAGUCGUACCUGCAGAUGAAGGGGAACCGAGAGAUGGUUUAUGAAUGCACAAGUUCCUCAUUUGAUGGUGUAAUAGCCAUGAUGAGCCCAGAGGACAGUUGGGUAGCUAAAUGGCAGAGGAUAGGCAACUUCAAGCCAGGUGUAUAUGCAGUAUCAGUGACUGGCAGACUACCUCCAGGUGUGGUGAGAGAGCUGAAAAGCAGAGGAGUGAUCUACAAAUCCAGAGAUACAGCAGUGAAGUCAUAAACCUUGACAAUCGGACUGAGUUGAUCUCGUCUGUGAUGUUUUAUGGAACUGCUCUCAAAAUGUUUAAUUUUUGUCUUUUGUUUUGGUUGAAAUAUUAGCAUGAGGGGUUAUAGGGGAGAAAAAAAAUGUUUUUUUUUAUUAUUUGGAUGAUUGCGAAAAAAAAUAAAGGUUUUUAUAAUAAAUGUGA